UAACUGUUUACAAUCAGUGAGAGCAAACAUGGCUCCUGUCAAGAGUCCACAGAGCUUAGCCAACAGAUAGUCUGGGUGCAGUUGUUUUAUCCUCGUAUUUUAUUUUUGCUUUGCGACAGGGGAUCCAUAAGACAUCCUCAAUACAUUUAGGGAUUUUACUUUUUGCUUUAUUUGACUCUUUCUGUUCUUUAUCCCGGAUACGAAACUGAGCUGUCGUCGUCCACCAGCUAAGUCGCUAGCAGGCUCAGACAAGCACCCAGCUGGCAGGCUAAAAGUUCGGUAGCUUGUGGAUCUUGCAGCCAAUAUGACUGCAAGUACGGCCGCGGGCAGCUGCCUCACAGCAAAGGGGUUAGACAUCAGUCUCGCCGCUCUACAGAGACAAGACCCCUAUAUCAACAACAUCGUGGAUGUGGCGAGUCAGGUGGCGCUCUACACUUUUAGCAGUAAAGCAAAUGAAUGGGAGAAGACUGACGUGGAAGGGACUUUGUUUGUGUACACAAGGUUGGCCUCCCCCCGACAUGGCUUCACCAUCAUGAACCGGCUCAGCAUGGAGAACCUGACUGAGCCAAUCACCAAGGACCUGGACUUCCAGCUGCAGGACCCCUUCCUGCUCUACAGGAACGCCCGCCUGGCCAUCCAUGGGAUCUGGUUCUAUGACAAGACUGACUGCCAGCGUAUUGCCGAGCUCAUGAAGAAUCUGACGCGUCAGGAGCAGCAGGUCCACUCUCAGCAGCAGCUGGGUGGCUGGGUGUCUCCCCGUGCCCUCCCAGACACCACCACAGACCCCAGAGGAGUUGACAUCCUGCAGAUGCUCACCAAGGCACGCAGCGAGUACGACAAGGGCAAGGUGAGCUCGGAGCCCAAGGAGAUUAGCGGAGGAGGGGAGGUGAUCCACGACAACCCCCACCUCAUCAAGCCCAUCCCCCUCAAACCCACCGACCGCAACAGGCUACUCCAACACCAGGAUGGUGACUCCAAGCCAAUGUCCCUCAUCUCUCUGUUUGGCUCCCAGCAGCAGCAGCAGCAUGCUGGCCUAGUGCCCUCUCAGGUGACCUCCAGAGCAGCAGUUGGCGGUGUCGUUGGGGUGCCCCUAGGGGUCGGAGGCCGUCCAGCAGUGGCCCGCUCGCUCUCCUACGACGACCCCUCAGCCCAAACGGUGGCGGUCAGCCCCGGGGGAGGUCCCCUGCUGGCCCCCGUCGGCAUGGCCUCCUCGCCCUCCUCCUCCGUACCUCCGCAGCACUGCGCCGCCAUCCAGAAGCUGAUGAGCGCCCAGGGCCACGGCCACCACAGGGGGGUGCCAGACAUCCAGCCGCUCGCACAGUCGCCCGACAAGCACGUGUGUGAGAACGGCCUGAAGCGCGGAGGAGGAGGAGGAGGAGGAGAGGGGGGAGACCCGCUGCAGAAACUCUUCCCCAACGCCCACACUGCUCUUCAUCCUGCCCCACCACCACCAUCAUCAUCCUCCUCCUCUGUGUCAGCCCCGUGUUGCCCCCAGCAGAUGUCCCAUCCCCCGCCCUUAAUGCCGGGCCUCAUCCCUGUGCGCCCUCCUGAGGCCAUGGGAGGGGCUCAUCAUCACCACCAUCACCACCAUCAUCAGCACCAGCAUCCUCACAUCCAUCAACAUCAGCAUCUACACCACCAACAGCAGCAGCAGCAGCAGCAGCACCUACACCAGCAGCAGUAUCAGCACCAGCAGUCUCAUCUCCCCCAGCCACAGCAGCACCACCAGCAGCAGCAGCAACCGCAGCAGCAGCAGCAGCAGCAGGGUCCCCCACCAGCUCCCCCUGUCUUCUACAGCCCCAAGAGACCCCUGCUGCCCACCCCCAUCAUCCACCCCCUUCAGGUCGGCCCGGGAGUCCUGCAGCCCAGCAGCACGGUGGGUGGAAGUGAUGGGAUGGCGCCCCCUGCACAGCUGAGCGCAGGGCUGCUGGCAGUGCACAUGGCACCAGCUGGCAUGCCUGCUGCUCAUCAGGUCAACGCCGGUGGAAUGUUCUCCGGAGCGCAGGUCAACGCAGGUGUGCUAGCGGGUGCGGCUAGUGGCUUGGUCCAGACCGCCCAGUUGGGCCAAGUCAAUGUGGUGGGCUCAACAGGAGGCAUGUUACCUGCCGAACAGGUGAAUGCAGGUGUGUUGCGGCUCGGGCAGGGGGCGGUCCACGGCUCAGGUGUGGUGUCGCCCCAUGAGCUGCUGCAGAGGCUGCAGCUGGUCCAGCAGGAGCAGACCCAGAAUCAGAACCCGGGGGUGGUGGCCUGCGAGCCCAGCCGACCCCCCUUGGCGCCCUGCUUCCGGCUCGCCCGGCCCGUGGACAACAACACCAGCGGCGGCGGUGGCGGCAACACCGCACAGGUCUGCCCCACCUCCAACCAGCACUUCCAGUCUGAGAGUGUGUUUCCCCCGGUGCUGUGUGAUGUCCCCCUGCAGGUCACCACCACCUCCUCCUCCUCCUCCACUGCUGUCUCCGCCAGCGAGGGCUCCACCCUCCUCAUGUCCCCCAGCGUCUUCUCCCUGACCAAGCCCCCGCCCCCCCGCAACACCACCGAGCCCAGCCUGGCCCACACACACGCCCACGGCCACAUACUCGGCCUCGGCCAGCCGCCCCUCCUUCCCCCGCCACCCCCACCAGAGGAGACCAGGGCCCUCAGCAGGAGCCAGCUGCAGGCCACGCUCAUCCACUUAAUACAGACGGACUCGUCCUUCCUGGAUGUGAUCUACGAGGCGUACGUGUCCAGACUGGCCAAAGACCCCGGAACCCCCCACUACUAAUGCACACCAUCACGCCCCACCACACAUAACUGAGCGCGCACACACACCUUCGCACCUACAAGGGAGCCCAAGUCACACACACACCUCUAUGGGGUCAAGGAUCCAAAAGAAACAGCAAAUGGGAGUCAAUGGAGAAACCUCUUCUGGACUCCCAUUCGUUGUUUUUUGGAUCUUGGGUCCCAUGGAGGGGCGUGGCCUUAGCUCCCUAUGUACACGUCUAAAGGGAAGCCAAGGAGUUCCCAGUCGUGCACCCACACACACACACAAAGCCAUGCACUGUGCUUACCACAUUAUGCAAACGUGUGUUUGUGUAUGUUGUGCGUGUUAAGAAAGAGACAAACCCAGAGAGGGAAUGAUUUUAAUGUGUGAUUUGGUCUUUUUUUUUUUUUUUUUUUAAAUAUUCUAAAAUAAUGGGAUUGGACAGCUGCCAUGUAGCACCUCCCUCUAAUGAUCGGGAUUGGAUGGCUCCUGUGUAGCAUAUUCCUCCCACUAGAUUUUACCAUAGAAGUACACAUGCACUAAGUACUCUGCCCUACAAAGACAAAGCACAGUAACUAGGCAACCAACAUUCAAACUGAGAAAAAGGGCUUUUAAAUUAUUGUUAUUAGGUUAGAUAUUGUAGUUGCGGCCGCUAGGGGCGUCUAGAUUUCUAAGCCAAGUUGCUGCGAUUUUGACAUGGCAAUAUCACUGAAACUGAACACAUUUGGACCAUAAGACUUUGUCACAAGAUAAAGGACGUGUUAUGAAGACUCAAUUUUAGCAAAAUAUGUAGUUACUGCACUUUGCCUUUGUAGGGCAGUGCUGUAUUACAUGUCUAUGGAAUUUACACUCUGUCACAGCACUUGAACAGGCCAAACAUGGCUGACACCAGAGAUGCUUGUUUCAGGUGUGCGAUGCCAAAUAGCGUGAAAUUUCACAACCUUCCUGACCGUAGCCUGAGCUUAAUUGUAGCAUGUGUAAGCACUCGCUCUCUUCAACACACACGCACACUUGCACUCACACAUAUACAUACACAUACACAGGCACACAAACACUUUUAAUAAAACGACAAUAAUAAUUAACAAGAAUAAAAAAUAAAAAAAAUAACCUGGGAUCUGUCCUCCAACCAGCUCGCCGCGUCAGCUCGGCUAAUUUGAUAGAUAUCGUGUCAUUUCAAGAGAAUAAUAAGGAAGAGUAUUUUGUUACCAAAUGUUUUAGAAUAUUUUAGUUUUCUAUUUUUCUAUGGAACAACAGACCUACAUCGUGAAGUGUACCCUAAGCAGUCACUGCUGAUGGCCUCAGUAGCAUUAGAGGCAGGCGUUGGCCAUUGAGGCAGCUGUGUAUAUUACUUGUAGACAGCCGCUUACAUCUGUAAGUAAACCACCAUGUGGACGUUUCAAAAGCAGACUUAAAGCAAUGAACCCAUUAAAGACCACUGUUAAUGCCCCACACGA
Engraulis encrasicolus (European anchovy) is the source of this 4194-nucleotide messenger RNA. RefSeq names its product decapping mRNA 1B (gene dcp1b). Bases 305 to 2761 code for a protein of 818 amino acids. Gene Ontology annotation, cellular component: P-body. The record is from RefSeq and is a predicted model, not a curated record. Gene Ontology annotation, biological process: deadenylation-dependent decapping of nuclear-transcribed mRNA; positive regulation of catalytic activity; deadenylation-independent decapping of nuclear-transcribed mRNA. Lineage: Eukaryota; Metazoa; Chordata; Actinopteri; Clupeiformes; Engraulidae. Gene Ontology annotation, molecular function: mRNA binding; enzyme activator activity. The transcript is spliced from 12 exons.